AUGACGUCAUCGAUUUCUGCUCUUGGGGCGGGCACUUCCGGCAUCGUCCUACUCUCGCUGAGGCCUCCAGGGCGGGAUCUGCCUUCCGAGCACUCUGCCCUUCCUCCAGAGGCAGGAAUGCCCCCUGUGCUCCUGACAGCCAGGACCCCCCAGGAAUCGGUGACGUUCAGGGACGUGUCUGUGGACUUCACCUGGGAGGAAUGGGGGCAGCUGGACCCUUCUCAGAAGGAUCUCUACAGGGAGGUGAUGCUGGAGAACUACAGGAACCUGGUCUGCCUGGGACUUGCCAUUUCCAAGCCAGAUGUGAUCCAUCAGUUGGAACGAGGGGAAGCACCUCGGAUGUUGGAGAGAGAAGUCCCAGGUGACAGCUGUCUAGAUUCAGAGGCUAGGCCUGAAGUCAAAAUGUCAAUUCCAAAUCAGGGAAUUUCUAUGGAAUCUUCAUCCCAUAAAAAAUCAGGAAGGAGUGAUUUCUGUAUCUCUCAUUGGAGAAAAGCCUGGGAAUGUGAACCUAGCUUAGAGAUACAGAAGAAUAAUAAAGAGGCACAUUCUGGUAAUGGCAGAAUUGCCAAAAGACACACUCACAAUAAAUUGAGAGGCCUUGAAGGCAUUCAGGAUGGAAGACAACUCCAUAUGGAUCCAGUCCUUUUUUCACAACAGAAUGUGUCUCUAGGAGAGAAUCUGUGUGCAUGUGAUGCACAGACACAGUACUCCAGUCCAUGGCCAGAUCUAAAUAAAUGUAAUAGAAUCUGUUCAAAGAAAAUAUUUCCUAAGUGUAAUGCAAGUGAGAAUUCUUUGAGCUCCACUUUAGACUACAUUGACUAUGACCAACUGUGCCCUGGAGAGAAUCUAUGUGAAUACAAAGAAAGUGGGAAAUACCUCAUCUACAAACCCAACUCACCCAGUAAUUCCCAGCAAAUAAUAAAUACUGGAAAAAAAUCGUAUAAAUGCAGUGAGCAUGAGGAUGCCAAUCUGCACCUUAUUGAAUAUGAAGGAACUUAUGGUGAAGAGAGAUUUCGUGAACACAGUAAAUGUGGAAAGCCUCCUAAAGAGAAUUCAUCUGUUACUUCCUAUGAGCAGAUUCAUACUGAGGAGAAAACUUUUGAAUGUAAUGAAUGUGGGAAGGUCUUCUAUCAGAGUGCACAUCUUAUUUGUCACCAGACAGUUCAUACUAGAGGGAAACCUUAUAAAUGUCAUGACUGUGGAAAGACCUUCUGUCAGAUCACAGAACUAAGUUACCACCAGAGAAUUCAUACUAGAGGGAAACCUUAUGAGAAUCAUGAAUUUGAGAAGGCCACAUACCUGAGUUCACAAUUUUCACAACCUCAGAGUUUGUGUUCUGGGGAGAAACCUUAUGAAUGUAAUGUAUGUGGGAAGACCUUUCUUAUGAUUGGGAAGCUUACCAGACACCAGAAAAUUCACAGUGGAGAGAAACCCUUUAAAUGCAAUGAAUGUGGGAAGGCCUUUCGCUAUAGGGCAGAAGUUACUCGGCAUCAGACUAUUCAUACUGGUGAGAAACCUUAUGAAUGUAAUGUAUGUGGGAAGACCUUUCGCCAGAGUGUACACCUUAUUGGACAUCAGAUGAUCCAUACUGGAGAGAAACCUUACGAAUGCAAUGUAUGUGGGAAGGCCUUUCGCCAGAGUGUACACCUUAUUGGACAUCAGAUGAUCCAUACUGGAGAGAAACCUUACGAAUGCAAUGAAUGUGGGAAGGGCUUCCGCCUGAGUGUACACCUUAUUGGACAUCAGAUGAUUCACACUGGUGAGAAACCAUAUGAAUGUAAUGUAUGUGGGAAGGCCUUUCGUCAGAGUGUUCACCUUAUUGGACAUCAGAUGAUUCACACUGGAGAGAAGCCUUUUGAAUGUAAUGAAUGUGGAAAGACCUUCCGUCUAAGGGCAGAAGUCACUCGACAUCAGACAAUUCACACUGGAGAGAAGCCUUAUGAAUGUAAUGAAUGUGGAAAGACCUUCCGUCUGAGAGCAGACCUUACUCGACAUCAAACAGUUCACACUGGAGAGAAACCUUAUGAAUGCAAUGAAUGUGGGAAGGCCUUCCUUCUGAGCUCCCAGUUUACUCAGCAUCAGAGGAUUCAUACUGGAGAGAAACCUUAUGAAUGUAAUGAUUGUGGGAAGGCCUUCCGUCUGAGAGCAGAACUUACUCGACAUCAAACAGUUCACACUGGAGAGAAACCUUAUGAAUGCAAUGAAUGUGGGAAGGCCUUUCUUCUGAGCUCCCAGUUUACUCAGCAUCAGAGGAUUCAUACUGGAGAGAAACCUUAUGAAUGUAAUGAUUGUGGGAAGGCCUUCCGUCUGAGCGCUCAGCUUGCUCGGCAUCAAAGAAUCCAUACGGGAGAAAAACCUUAUAAAUGUAAUGAAUGUGGGAAGGCCUUCCAUGUGAGUGGAAAGCUUACCCAACAUCAGAGGAUUCAUACAGGAGAGAAACCUUAUGAAUGUCAUCAAUGUGGAAAGGUCUUCCGCCUUAGUGCACAUCUUAUUCGUCAUCAGAUAAUUCAUACUGGAGAGAAACCUUAUGAAUGUAAAGACUGUGGGAAGGCCUUUUACCAUAGUACUGAGCUUACUCUACAUCAGAGAAUUCAUACUGGAGAAAAACCAUAUAAGUGUGAUGAAUGUGGGAAGACCUUUCGCCAAAGUGUACACCUUGCUGGACAUCAGAUGAUCCAUACUGGUGAGAAACCUUAUGAGUGUAAUGAAUGUGGGAAGGCCUUCCGCUUAAGGGCAGAAGUUACUAGACAUCAGACAGUUCAUACUGGAGAGAAACCUUUUGAAUGUCGUGAAUGUGGGAAGGCCUUCCGUCUGAGGGCAGGACUUACUCGACAUCAGAUGAUUCAUACUGGAGAGAAACCUUAUAAAUGUAAUGAGUGUGGAAAGUCCUUUCGCAUGAGCUCCCAGUUUACUCAACAUCAGAGGAUUCAUAGCAGAAGUCAACCCUAUUAAUAUUCUAACUGUGAGAAGUCCUUCAGUCAGAGACCAGACCUUAGACAACACAAGAGAAUGCAUAACAGUAAUUUUUUUACAUUAUUAGCAAACUCAUAUGGGAGAGAUAAACAUUAUUAAUAUAAUCAAUAUAGAGAGCCCCUUAGAGAACCUAAGUUGUUACAUCCUGGAGAAUUCAUAACAGAUAGAAAUGUGAUUGUGAGAAGGCAUUUUGCUCUGGCCUAAAACUGAAUUAACAGAGAAUUCAUAUUGAGAAUAUGAUUAUAAUGGAUAUAGCAAGGUCCUCAACUACAGGUCAUCCUUUGUUUCCCAUCACAGAAUAAUGCAGAAAAGUCCCCAAAAUGUAAUAAUAUUGGGAAGAAUUUUUGUGAAAAGCAAUCUGAAAUCUAUCAGAGAAUCCAAACUAAAAAAGAAACUGUUAAAUAAGGUGCUAAAUCCCUUAGUAAAAUAUAAAUUACAGAAGUGUUUUCAUUAUUUCAGUUUCCUUAACAUACCAACCCUUAAAAAAAAGAAAAGGUGGUAUCAAGAUAGUGGAGGAAAGGCAGUUACUUCCCUGACCUCUCCCCAAAACCCCUCCAAAUACCUUCAAAUAAUUCCGUAGGAGAAUUUUUGGAGCAGCAGAACACAAAAAAGGACAGGCUGAAAUAAUGGGUGUGAUUGGAGGAAAGGGCUCAACCCUCAUGAGUGCCUUAGGAGCUGGAUAGGGCAGUGCUCUUGGGACUAGGAAGAGUCUUCCAGCGUGGGCUGAUGGGAAGCUGGAAGUCUUGGAACUGUGAUCACUCUGCCUUCCAGAAGCCAGCUCUGUGCUUGUAGAUCUCAGGUAGGUCUGAGGCAGGGCCCCCACACAGAUCUUUUCUUUUGCUGGAUGUCCUUGCCAUUGGGUCUUGUUAUUCCUCUAGGUCUGCCAGAAGCACGCCUCCCUUCUAGGCCUGGCUACUGGACCAGCUCCCCUAUAUCUUUUUCAGGCUCCCAAUCAUUUCCUAAAUUUCCUGGCUGACCCUCCUGAGAUUUACCAUUGGGUCAUACUUUCCCAAACUUCAGACUUUGCCCAUAGGGAUCCCGCUAUCGGGCUUCAAGCCUUCCCAGCAGGAUUCAGGUGUCCUUUUUCCCCUGCCCCCAUCUCCUGGUUACAGAUUCAGUUGUUCUGCCUUCAGACCUGGCCCCCUGUAAGGAUCUACAAGUCCCACCUUCCUGUCCCCAAACCCCUCCUUGGAUGCAGGAACCAAGGCUCUUUCUUGACUCCCUUUAUCUGAAUUCGUGGCUCUUUGGCUGGUUCCCUCUCAGAUCCCAGGCCUUUGGCUCCCUUGAGAGACUCCAAGCCUGAGGACUACCAGAGGCUCCCAGGAGCCCUCAUUGGCUCCUAUUUACAGCUCAAGUCAGAGUCAUCUUGUUUUCCAGGUUCAGCUGUCCACCUGGAACAAUUCUGUCCCUCCAGUGUCCCUGACCUUCCUGAGCUAUACCCCCCAGACCUUACCUCUGCUCCACUGCAUCAGCCCUCCUGUUUGCCUGCCCCAACUUCUGAGUUCUCAGAUGCCCUACAAGGGGGCCAAAUCCCAGAGUGGCUUUUGUCUCCCAGUCUCAGAGUUCCUUUGGUCAAUCCCUGGCAGAUCCAUUCCAGAGCCCUCCCUUUCAAGUUUCCCUAUCUUCCCUUCCUCCUAGAUCAGACAGUCUAUUGUCUAGAUGAUGCUUGUGUGUUAUUUGGGGAGAGGGGAUGCUGGGAGGGGCAGAAUACCAAUUAGAUGGAGAGUUGUGUCUCAGGGGUCAUUGAGGCUCUGACUGGUCUCAUCCUAUCUAGGAGUGAACGUAUUCUGCUUCUUCGGUCUCUGUAGAAGGAUUGGGGGCAGGGGGGGGGUGGAAAGCAGAAGGGGAGUAAGAGAAGGAAGGGUGUAGUCUUUUCAGACCACCUUCAUUUGCAAGCCUGACCCUCCCUGAUCCUGCCUUCUCUCUGUAGGCUAGAGUAUCUCCCCUAUAGGCUGGGUCUGGGUCUCAGCAAUUCUUAUGAGACCUCACCCUCUGUAAAUCCCCAAAGGCCAGCCUCCUGAAAGGAGAGAAAAGACCUCUCCCUCUCUCUGAUCCUUCUCCCUCCCCAGCUAAGUCUGUAGAGGACCUAGGACUGCCCCAAACAGGUAUUGGUUCAAGUCUAGACACCAAUAUGGGAGGUAAAUUAGAAGUUUUAUUAUAAGACACAACAAAUAGUCAUCUCCCAGCGUAUGAACCCAGGGGCAAUAAGCAUGGGAUUGAGAUUAUGGGGUUGGGGAGAUGGGCUUUCCUGGGUGAAAUAGUGGUGGGUCUCUGCUGGAACAGAAGCGGGGGCACUGUGAUGUUGCUCAGGAAGCAGACUUGAGUGGCAGCAGCCAAGUGGGGGAGUGGCACAAGCACACCAAGUUUGUGGACCACAGAGAAUCAGAUUUCAGUCAGAUUUCUGCUUCCGGGUUAAAGAGCAAGAAGGCCUGUGGUUACAGGUGAGGCAGGCUGAGAAUGAGCCUCUCUUUAAAUCGUUCCACCUGGGACCCCCUGAACCUUGGGAUGGUGCGUCUGGGAAGCAGUGCUCCACAUUUAGAAGGAGUUAAAAGCCAAGAAAUAGGUGAACUAGAUGAACAGGCAGAAAAAGAAGCAGACUGAAAGUUUCUUUGGUGACAAGGUAGAUCAAAAUACACCCUCAGAAGAAGAUAACAAAGUGAAAGCUGCUACAUCCAAAUCUUCCAUGAAAAAUAUGAAUUGGUCUCAGGCCAUGGA
This is a messenger RNA of Dromiciops gliroides (monito del monte), 5688 nucleotides long. RefSeq names its product zinc finger protein 665-like. The transcript has 5 exons. Gene Ontology annotation, molecular function: DNA-binding transcription activator activity, RNA polymerase II-specific; RNA polymerase II cis-regulatory region sequence-specific DNA binding. NCBI's taxonomy places the organism in Eukaryota, Metazoa, Chordata, Mammalia, Microbiotheria, Microbiotheriidae. Bases 1 to 2952 code for a protein of 983 amino acids. Gene Ontology annotation, biological process: regulation of transcription by RNA polymerase II. The record is from RefSeq and is a predicted model, not a curated record. Gene Ontology annotation, cellular component: nucleus.